GAUAACGUUAACCAGUUGAUUGGAAAAUGAAUAAUCGUUCAAGUUUGAAAUGCAUUCCAUUUAAAUUGUCUCGAGUACGAUUUGUCAGUGAACGAGAAGCACAGAAUUAUCAAUUGAUUGUUACUGGUAGUUGGUUUGAAGAGGUUAAUCGUAUAUGUUUAUGGCAAUACGGUAUCGGCUCAGAUAUCGACAGUGGAAAUAUUCAGCCAAUAUCAGAGAAUGAAGAUUGUACUUAUGCUGGUGUAAAAGGUGACUGUGUUGAUGAUCCGCGUCUUUUGUGCUCCCUUAUACACAAGGGUUCUAUUCAAGAACUUAAGGUUCAUCAUCGUAGUCAACUCAUUUUUUCUGCUAGUUCUGACGGUACUCUCAGACUAUUUCAAGCUGAUGAUGAUGUUCAGCCAUAUCUUACUCGACUAACUGCAAAUGAUUGGAUGCCUUUUGGGCAAGAUGUCCUAUGUGGUCAUCUGUCAACAACUUUAUCUUGUCUCGCGCUCAGUCCCCACUGCACAUGUGCAUAUGUAAGCAACGAUUAUGGUAGAUUGGCUGCUGUCGACGUUAAUCGUAUUCCUGGUUUCCAUGAUUCCACUCCUGCUAGGAAUAGAAAAGAUGCAGUAUUCAUAUUAGGAAGUAAUAGUUGUACGGUCAAUGCAUUGCAACAUGUUGAUAAUUCUACGUUGGCUACUGUAGACCAGUUAGGUCAAUUGGCGCUAUGGGAUUUACGCACUGGAUCAGAGAAACCACAGCGUAGAUAUAUACGACCUGAAGACAAUCAAGCUCUUCUCUGCAUUGCUCAACAUCCUGGACAACCUCAUAUAUUAUGUGUUGGUGGUUUUCGUAGUUCUGACUCAGCUGCUUAUAUAUGGGAUACAAGGGCUGAAGAAUAUCCAUUAACUUCUAUAGAUUGUGAUGGUGAAGUAAUAUGGGAAACUGCUUUUCAUCCACGCCAACCAAAACAUUUAUAUAUGGCUACUGAAACAGCUGGCCUAAUUCGGAUUAGUAGUGGUCAUAAGUCAAAUUCAUGGGUGUAUAACAAAAGAUCUCGUCGAAAGUUAACUAUAUCCUCCGCUCUGCCCAAAGGUACAGAAACUACAAGUGUUACUUCCUUUGAUAUUUCUAACACACUGUUAAUAUGCAGUAAUUCAGAAGACAUUUUACAGACUUUUCCUUGUGAUGUGCCUUUGUUUUGAAUAUGAAUCAGUGUCGCUUAUCUAAAGUGUAUGUUGUUAUUAAAUACAUUUGUGAUUUGA
This is a messenger RNA of Trichobilharzia szidati, 1247 nucleotides long. NCBI's taxonomy places the organism in Eukaryota, Metazoa, Platyhelminthes, Trematoda, Strigeidida, Schistosomatidae. The record is from the annotation of a GenBank genome assembly.